Penicillium cinerascens is the source of this 1149-nucleotide messenger RNA. RefSeq lists its product as uncharacterized. The transcript has a single exon. Gene Ontology annotation, biological process: regulation of transcription by RNA polymerase II. Bases 1 to 1149 code for a protein of 382 amino acids. The record is from RefSeq and is a predicted model, not a curated record. NCBI's taxonomy places the organism in Eukaryota, Fungi, Ascomycota, Eurotiomycetes, Eurotiales, Aspergillaceae. Gene Ontology annotation, molecular function: DNA-binding transcription activator activity, RNA polymerase II-specific.
AUGGAAGGCCACUGGUCUGCUCAGCACGGUCGAAAGGGGUGUUCAAAUCUUGACUGGAGUGCUGCUCCCUUGCAGACUUUCUUCCGAGGGAAUAAGCUGCGAUACUUUACCAACACGGAUUCUUCAACAAGACUAGAUGGCAACAUAGCCAGCAUGUCUAGGAAACGAGACCAUAUACGACGAAUCCAAAAAAGGCACAACCUGAACAAAUUGGAUGCCGAAGCUUUGGACCAUUACUUUUCUUCUUCCUACAAAAGCUUCGUGACAAAUGACCAGACAGAGAGAAUCUGGCUUGACGUCGUGCCGGAUCUGGCAUACAACCAUGUAUUCCUGCUCGAAGGCAUCUUGGCUUGUACGCUAUUACAUAUGGGAUACCUAAAUUCUACAAAGCGACAGAUAUAUAUCCUUCACGCCUGUGCUCACCAAGAUUCAGCACUUCCACAAUUUCGUCAUGCAAUUCACCAUCCAGACGAAAAGAACUGCGACGCAAUAUUGUCAUUUGCUUACUUACUGAUCAUUUAUUCCUUUGCGACGGAUACCCAAAACGCCAUCAACUCACUUCUCAUUGUGGAAGAUAACUCGGACGAAACGGAACUGAUUCUUCCUCAAUGGCUGCAUUUCAUUCGCGCCGGUUGUUCAAUGCUCUGCGAUGUCUGGGACCGAAUCGAAAAUGGCCCGGCAAGCGCACUGGCUUUUGCAUGGGACGAGUACGGAGCGAAUAAGUUCGAAGAUGAACGCGAGGACCUGCCGUACUUGGACUACUUCAAGUCUCUCGUUCCAGAUGACGGGUCCUGGUCAGACGAGUCUAUCGAAAUCUAUCAGUCUGCUGCAAAUACAUUGACUGAGUCAUUUGCCCUCCAUGGGCGUGCAAAGAGGAAGUCCCAUGCUAACCCAUGGAAUAUUCUCGGCGUGUGGCCGGUACGUUUGGAGGUAGCGUUUAUCUCCCUGAUAUCUGAGCGACAUCCCGGGGCGCUUAUUCUACUUGCGUAUUACUGUGUUAUUCUGAAAGAUAUGGAGAACUGCUGGUAUUUUGAAGGGAGACCAGCGAAAUUACUUCAGUCCAUUGCAGAUGUGCUGGACCCAAGAUGGCAUCCUUAUAUUCAGGGGCCAAUUGAAGUUGUUAUGGGGUUGAAAAUUAUAGCCAGAUGA